AUGUGGUUGAACUGUAAAUUGAUUCCCGGUAUCAAUAAUACAAUUGAAAGGCUUAUUCGAAAGAACAAGAAGUUUGGCCGUAUUUCGAAUAACUCAUCAGCCCUGAGAAAAACUUAUAUUGAACGGUUUAAAGCUAUUGGAAUUGAUCUGGUAACAGAGCUGAUAAUGUUCCCUACGUAUUAUGCUGCUGCGUCGUACCUCCAAAAUCAUUGCAAAUUUCCAUCCAAAUCUAGAGUAUGGGUAUUGGGUGAAAUUGGAAUCAGGGAAGAGUUGGAAAAUGCUGGUUACAUUGUUCUUGGAUGCGAGGAUCCCAAGUCGGAUGAAGCAUUUGAUGCGUGA
Molecule: messenger RNA, 339 nt
Organism: Diutina rugosa
Lineage: Eukaryota; Fungi; Ascomycota; Pichiomycetes; Serinales; Debaryomycetaceae
Exons: 1
Coding region: 1-339 (112 amino acids)
Molecular function (GO): phosphatase activity
Source: RefSeq, a predicted model, not a curated record